UUCCUUCAUUUAUCGAAGCAAUUAUAUGCUUCAUCUUCCAUAUCCGACUCCAACCCCAAACAAAUCCCAUUCCCAUUCCCAUUCCCAUUCUCCCUCCCUUAGGGUUUCAUUCCCAUCUCUUGCUUCUCACCAAACGUAGGAUUUAUUCCCACUAUUUGUUCCUGACUGAGUUUGCAAUUUUGGAUGGUAAUUGGCCACGGGUGAAAUGGAUGGUAGCUGGGAUUUCUUACAAUGGCUUGGCGCCGACUUGUCCUUCAAGAUCUUUACCCAUUUGGAUGAUCCAUCUGACCUUGUACGCGUUUGCUUAGUCACAAUUUCUUGGCGUCAGUUCGUUAUUGAGAAUAGCCUCAGCAAGCAACUCUGCUUGAGACUGUUUCCUGAUUUGUCUGGUGCUCUCCAUCUUAUUGAAGUGAAGGGCAUGAUUGAUACUUCAACAGUUGGGUCUAGCAACAUUACGAAAUGGGAAUACCUGCAGAGGUUCCAUAGAAUCUAUUUGCUCCUAGCUAAAAGUCUCAACCCUGUCACUAGAAAAGAUUGCAUUGCAGUAGCCAUUGGUGCAUCCUCCACUGACAAUAAUCCUAUAGAAAGUAUCGAAAACACACUGGAACCUGGUGAUAGGUUUCACAAUCGAGCAUCAUAUUGGUCGAGUUUAGGUUCAAGAGAUCCUGAUGUUCCUGAGACCUUAACUUAUGGGUUGGUCUCCAACCUAUGUGUUGUUUCUGAGAUUCAUAUUCAACCAUUCCUAGCAUAUUUUCAGGAUGGCUUCCCUAUAUAUUCAUCAAAGGCUGUUCGAUUUAAAAUGGGGCAUCAAAAGGUUUCUGUAAACUCGAGUACAAAUGUUUCAAAUGGUUCAGCUGUUGACCAUAAUCCAGAAAGUGAUGACAAUUUUAUCUGGACUUAUGUCUCGCCAGAAUUUCCAAUGACUCAAGAAAGCACAUUGCAAAUAUUUAAGCUUCCAGAGCCUGCUUUCUGCGUAGGUGUUCUGCUAGUUGAACUCUUGGGCAGAGUACAAAGACAAGAAAUGGAUGGAUUAUAUUACUUAUGUGUCUCUCAUGUCGAAGUCAUUGGUCGACCGCUCUUGCCCGAAUUUGAUGUGGAUAUAAUUGACCAGUCAGGAAAGUGCAUUCUGAAGUAUUUCCCCGAGUUGCACAAGUCCUCAUCUACCAGUGGAGAGAUAGGUCAUCCCCAUGGUUUUGCCAGUGCCUCUAGAUUGGUUCGGAGAGGUGUCCACGGAUGGGAACAUAUUGUAUUGCAUACAUUACUUGGAGGUGGGGUGUUUGUUGAUGACGACGUUGACGUUGACAUUGACAUUGACGUUGACGAAGAAGGAUGGUAAUCUUGGAGGGGUUAUCAUUGAUCCAGAUCCAAGUGAAGUGAAGUGAAUUUGGUGCAGGAGGCAAGUAAGUUUUUCUAGGUAGCCUAAGGGUUGGGAUCAAUGGGUAUAAGAGUGAAUGAGCAAAUCCUUGUUGCUGGUAUAGUUAUCUUAAUGUUUUUGCCUGCUCGGGAUAAUCCGGGCCUCAAAUGAUGAAUGGCCAUGAAGAUGCCAAAACAAAACUACACAAGGAUGGUUGUAAGUAAAUAAUAUUCCAGCUUCAAUGCGUGUAUGUCACAAAUUUAAGGCCUGUGUUAGUCUUCUCAAUCCUGGAGUGGAUAUGUUCGCUGGCUUGGGGUUCCAUUUAAGAGGGGGGCGUUCUUAAAAUUUGAAAUCUUAUUUGACUUAUAUUUUCUUUUUUUGGUUACAGUGAGAAGUAUAGAUGUAAGUGUUCACACUUGAUUUUGAUAAGGACAUUUAAUGUGUAAUAAACUUGACUUCGUAUUGAUAUAUGUAGUGGAGUAUAACCUCUA
Molecule: messenger RNA, 1845 nt
Organism: Benincasa hispida (wax gourd)
Lineage: Eukaryota; Viridiplantae; Streptophyta; Magnoliopsida; Cucurbitales; Cucurbitaceae
Source: RefSeq, a predicted model, not a curated record